This is a messenger RNA of Lecanosticta acicola, 673 nucleotides long. The record is from the annotation of a GenBank genome assembly. NCBI's taxonomy places the organism in Eukaryota, Fungi, Ascomycota, Dothideomycetes, Mycosphaerellales, Mycosphaerellaceae.
AUGGCGGGUAUGUCCAUUGCAUGGGAAACUCGGAGGAGAACAGCUAGAAACUGACCAAGACACUUCUAGACUUUGAAAACGUCGCGAGUAUGCGCCCGCAUCUCUAGCCUCUUCCCCGAGCAUAUCUAAUUGACGCCCGUAGAGCAAUUCACCGAAUUCUACUACAAGCAAUUCGACAACAACCGCGCAGGCUUGGCUGCCCUCUACGUAUGAAAGAGCUUGAGAAACAAGAGAGAUGGAAGAGAGCGCGAGGCUGACGUAGCCCAGAGGGAUCAUUCGAUGUUGACAUUCGAGAACUCACCAGUGCAAGGCUCUGCUGCUAUCAUUGAAAAGCUCUCGGUAAGAGUGGAAUGUAACGAACGCCUAUGCAGCGGAGGAAAGCUGACGAAAGUCUCGCCAGUCAUUGCCAUUCCAGAAAGUCGAGCACCAGGUCGCUACUCUUGACGCUCAGCCUAGCAACGAGUCAGGCGGCAUUCUCGUCUCUGUGAGCGGCGCUCUUUUGGUGAGAUCUGACAUAAAGGGAGUUUGCUUCCAAGAGAUUCUGACAGCUAUCUAGGUCGAGGAGGAGAGACGCCCCAUGAGCUACGCCCAGACCUUCCAACUGCUGCCCGAUGGCCAAGGCAGCUAUUUCAUCUUCAACGACAUCUUCCGCCUUGUAUACCCCGCUGCAUAG